CCCCUCCCCUCCCCUCCCCCUCGUCGCGCGGCGCGGAAGGCCAAAGGGGAAGAAGGCAGAGGAGGCUUCGGGAUUUCCGCGGAACCCCCACGCCACCACCACCACCAUACCAUCACCGCACCAUCGACGCCCUCCUCCUCUUCGUCUUCUUCGUCCUCCUUCUCCACCUCGAGGCUCCGGCUAUUGCCCACCGCCUAGGGUUUGCCCCCCAUCCGCCUCGCCUCCCUCUCAGUACCACCCAUCCCACCGCCGCCGCCGCCGCCGCGGCAUUCGAAGGUGUGUAUCCGGCCUAUCUAUCUACCUACCCACUCCCCCGUCCGUCGCGAGGAGCCUUCCCUGCCGGUGUGGUUCCGAGGAUCCUUGGUUCCUCGCCACCGCUGCUGGUUUCGGUAGGGGGGAUUUCGUGGGGGAAGACUUUGUUGUUGGUGAUCUGCGGGCGUGGACGCGUGGUUCGCCGGGCUGUGUUUGGUUCUGAUUGUGGGGGAGUUGGGGGUGUUGGUGUUGGGGGUUUCGGUUUGGGGGGAGAUUGAGGUGGUGUAUCGGGGGCCCUGGUUUCUCUGGUAUUGGAUUGGCUUGGGAUCCAUGAUCGAGAUUGCUCGGUGAAGUUUUUGGUCCUAGGGGAAUUUUUUUGUCGGCCCGGAUCAGGAACGGAGGGUUCUCUUGGGGAGAUCUAGGGUUAUUUUUUUGUUCUACCAUUCUCUGUGUAAAAAUUAGGUGAAAAAAACAAAAAAAGAGGGAAAAAAAGAAAGGGAGAGUGGAGGAGAUUUUGGAGGCUAUGGCGCUGAAUUAUUCGUCAUGCUCUUUCAACAACUCGUUCCUGGUGAACGAGGACUGCGCUGGCAUGAUGCGCGGGUGUGGGUGCUGGUCGGAGGAAGCCUCGCCGCUGUCCUCCUGUGGUGUGAACUCUCUGUGGUGGGAUGAACUGGAGUUUGAGCUGGGGCUGGAGGAGGAAGAGGAGUUCGACCCUGUGGAUCUCUUGCCUACCGACCCCUUUGGCAUGAACCUGGAGACCACGUUCACCGCAGCGAUCGCCAGUUGCAUUGACGACCUCACAGUCAUGUCCAGCGCUGGGCGUUUUGGAGACGACAGCAGUGAUGCUGUUUUUGCCGACCUGAGUUAUUACUUGAAUCAGGCUUUUGUUCUAUCGCCAGAGAUGCAGUUUGGUGGCUAUCGGGGUGUUUUUGAGGGCCCCUUGUGCUUCGGAGGCCUUUCUGCUGGUGAAAAUGAUUCUUCUGGGUUCGUGGAGAACCCUUCUAUCACAGAAGAUGCUGAUGAUUCUUUUGGGUUCGUGGAGAACCCAUCUACCUCUGGAAAUGCUGCAUUGGUGUGCUGCGAUGCAGUUGAAACUGGCCCUCUCCAGGAGGGAGGUGUUCCACAUGAAGGAAUGACUUUUGCUCUUGGCUAUCUUGGCCUUCGUGACAUCCUCUCUGUUGAGAUGGUGUGCAAGACAUUGCAUCUGGCUGUCAGAAAUGAGCCCUUACUGUGGAAGUCCAUCCACAUUGAAGAGAAAUUAUGCGAGAGAAUUUCUGAUGCUGGUCUUCUACACCUGACACGAAAGUGCCCAGAUACUUUGCAGUGUCUAAGUAUUGCGAACUGUGUAAAAAUCACAGAUCAGGGGCUGAAGGCCGUGUUAGAAAGUAAUCCAAGAUUAACAAAGUUGAACAUUUUGGGCUGCCCACGGUUAACUUUAGAUGGUAUAAUUUCCAACCUCAAGUCAUUUAAUACGAAAGCAGUUGUUGGUAUUAAGCACCUCAGAGUUGGAACACUCUUCAGUUUACAAAAGGAGCAAUAUGAAGAGUUAUUAUCCUUGUUGAGCACGGACAAGAUGCAGGAGGUGCAUAGCCGGGGGCCAAGAUUCUUGCAUGCUAAUCGGUUUUUAUCAGAUUGCAAUGAUGGAUAUGCUCUUGAUAUUGAGAUGUGCCCUAUUUGUCAGAACUACAAACUUGUUUAUGAUUGCCCAGAUGAAGGAUGUGAUGACAGAAAAUCUGGUAAUUGCAAAGGUUGUACUGUUUGCAUCCUGAGAUGUUACAAGUGUGGGAGGUGUGUAGACAAGUUAGCAUUCAAGGAGUCAUUUUGUCUGGACUGGGUUUGCCCUACUUGUCUAGAGAAUAAGGAUUCAUUUCCCCCGAUGAAAUAGGGGUUUGCCUUUAAAGAAUACUCUGCCUCUGCUAACAGAAAACAGCAUGGAAUGCUGUAAUGCAAGCCAUCUUAGCAUAUCAUUCUACUGAGAAAAAAAAUAAAAAAAGGGAAUAGUUUGUUAUUCUUGAAGGUUCAGCCAUCCUAGCAUUCUACAUAUGCUUCUUGCAAGAAAAAGAACAAAAAGAGUAGUUAGUUUGGUUCAGAAAACAAAAAAAGAUUGUCUAACUACUAUCGUCUGACUGGGGAUAUCUUCUGAGGGAUUUGCAGUUUAAAAGUGAAAGUACAGUCUGAACUUACGUUAGUGGUGAAGUUGCUGCUGAUGUUCAUGGAAUUGCUAGGAUCGAAGAUGAACUGCUCUCCUCUCUCCCGAGCAAAUAAAGAGAUUGACUCCUGUAAUUAACCUUGUACAUGCGUGCCAUGUUGGCUAUGAAAACGUUGUCACACUGCCUUGUAAUUUACAACUACUUGCUGUGAAAUAAAUGACUUCUAACCUAA
Oryza brachyantha (malo sina) is the source of this 2634-nucleotide messenger RNA. Its product is annotated as F-box protein SKIP14. NCBI's taxonomy places the organism in Eukaryota, Viridiplantae, Streptophyta, Magnoliopsida, Poales, Poaceae. The record is from RefSeq and is a predicted model, not a curated record. Gene Ontology annotation, cellular component: cytoplasm. The transcript has 3 exons. The coding region runs from base 776 to 2137 and encodes 453 amino acids. Gene Ontology annotation, molecular function: protein binding.